GCACUCACGCUUGCGCUAAAGUCUAAGGGAGAAGAAAUGUACCCUGUUGUUGUGAAAGGAAAAGGGAAACAUGUCCCAGGUCUAUUAGUUAUUGAUACCCCUCGACAUCAGCCAUUCACUAACUUAAGGUCUUGGGGCUCAGGUUUGUGUGACAUUGCAAUUUUGGUCGUUGACAUAAUGUGUGGUUUAGAAUCACAGACCAUUGAAUCAAUCAAUCUUUUGAAAAUGAGGGAUACAGAAUUUAUUGUCGUGGUGAAUAAGUGGACUCAGAAGACUAUGGUUGAGAGACUUACUUAUAGUAAUGAAAUACAG
Molecule: messenger RNA, 312 nt
Organism: Thlaspi arvense
Lineage: Eukaryota; Viridiplantae; Streptophyta; Magnoliopsida; Brassicales; Brassicaceae
Source: the annotation of a GenBank genome assembly